This is a messenger RNA of Fusarium coffeatum, 837 nucleotides long. RefSeq lists its product as uncharacterized. Lineage: Eukaryota; Fungi; Ascomycota; Sordariomycetes; Hypocreales; Nectriaceae. The coding region runs from base 1 to 837 and encodes 278 amino acids. The transcript is spliced from 3 exons. Gene Ontology annotation, biological process: negative regulation of DNA-templated transcription. Gene Ontology annotation, molecular function: DNA-binding transcription factor activity. The record is from RefSeq and is a predicted model, not a curated record.
AUGUCGUCCAUCGCUGAAAUCGAAGAGGAAAAGAAGGCCUACCAAGAACAAUUCGAAAUCGUUCUUGGCCAGCUUCGCGACGACCCCGACAACGCCGAACUCAAAAUUUUAAAGGACGAGUUGAAUGGCUUCAUCGAUCUUCUCAAUGAACAAAUUGCUGAGCUCAAGCCUGCGCAAGCGCCAAAGCCCGCCCCAAAGCAGCCAUCACCGCCACCCGAGCCCGAGAAGUGGUCGCGCGAGAACCACCCCGCCUUUAAGAAAGCAGCUCCGGCCGAGGAGAAGGAACCGGCUCCCGCGAGUUAUCACGUCAACGACACCGUCCUAGCCAAGUGGGUUUCUGGCGACAAGGCUUUCUACCCAGCGCGCAUUACCUCCAUCACUGGAUCCUCCUCGAAUCCCAUCUAUGUCGUCAAGUUCAAGACCUACGAUAAUACAGAGACUUUGCAAGCCCGCGAUAUCCGACCCGUGUCCAACAAGCGGAAGGCGGAUGGAACACCGACGACUUCAGCGCCCGCGACACCGCCUGCUCCUGGACUGGUUACCUCCGCAGGCGCGACGGUAUAUCCCGAGGCGAAGAAGGCAGCUGAAAACGAUGGCGAGGUGAAGCCUCCUAAGCCAAAGAAAAUCAAGGCUAAGAAGGAACUUGAAAAGAAUAAGAAUAAGUGGCAAGAAUUCAGCGCAAAGUCCAAGUUUGGAAAGACUCAAAAGAAGGACAGCAUGUUCCGCACUCCCGAAGGUGUCCAUGGUAGAGUUGGCUUCACAGGCUCCGGCCAAACAAUGCGCAAAGACCCCACACGAAGCCGUCAUAUCUAUCAAGUGAACGAUGAGCUAGACUAA